AUUGGCUGGAAGGAUGGAAUUUUGUGGUUUCCAAUUUCCAAACCUGAUAUGAUCCCCCAGCUGGAACAAGGGGAAGAGUCAUGGGUCUCAGAGCUCCAGGAUUCAGAGGAAAGACAGAUCCUGAGAGCUCCCUGCAUAGGAGGUGAUGCAAUGGCAUGUGAGAAAGAGGAGCAGAAUUCUCAGCAGGAAGAUGCUGAGCAAGUGGAUAAACACAGAGCACUAUCACAAAGAUCGGAAAGGAACGUGUCCGGGAGUCAUGACCAGGAAAAAUCCUGCGAGAUUCAGCACAGACCAGAAAGAGAGCAGGGAAACCAGCCAGUGGAGGAAGUGGGUGAAUAUAUUUCCUGUCAAGAAACUCAAAAGGACCUCAAGGAAAGUACAACACAGCAGGAAAUCCUCACGGGAAAGAGAAAAAAUACAUGCACUGAGUGUGGAAAAAACUUGUGUGACGACUCAGCCCUUAUAAAGCAUCAGAGAAUCCACACCGGGGAGAGGCCCUAUCAAUGCAGUGAGUGCGGGAAAACCUUCAAUCGCAGCUCGCACCUUAUUAGCCAUCAGAGAAUCCACACAGGGGAGAGGCCGUAUGAAUGCCGUGCGUGUGGGAAAAGCUUCACUAACAGCUCAGCCCUUUCUGAACACCAGAGAAUCCACACCGGGGAGAGGCCCUACGAGUGCAGUGAGUGUGGGAAAAAUUUCACUCACCGAUCAGCCCGUUCUAGACAUCAGAGAAUCCACACUGGGGAGAGGCCGUAUAAAUGCAGUGAGUGUGGGAAAAGCUUCACUAGCAGCUCAGCACUUUCUGGACAUCAGAGAAUCCACACCGGGGAGAGGCCCUAUGACUGCAGUCAGUGCGGAAAAAACUUCAGUCACAGAUCAGGCCUUUUUGAGCAUCAGAGAAUCCACACAGGGGAGAGGCCCUAUGAAUGUAGUGAAUGUGGGAAAAACUUCACCCACAGAUCAGGCCUUUUUCACCAUCAGAGAAUCCACACAGAGGAGAGGCCCUAUCAGUGCAGUGAGUGUAGGAAAACCUUUAAUCGCAGCUCGCACCUGAUUAGGCAUCAGAGAAUCCACACUGGAGAGAGGCCCUAUGAAUGCAGUGAGUGUGGGGAAAGCUUCACUAACAGCUCAGCCCUUUCUGAACAUCAGAGAAUCCACACCGGGGAGAGGCCCUACGAAUGUAAUGAGUGUGGGAAAAACUUCACUCACCGAUCAGCCCUUUCUAGACAUCAGAGAAUCCACACCGGGGAGAGGCCCUACGAAUGUAAUGAGUGUGGGAAAAACUUCACUCAAAGAUCAGCCCUUUCUAGACAUCAGAGUAUCCACACAGGGGAGAGGCCGUAUGAAUGCAGUGAGUGUGGGAAAAACUUCACUCACAGAUCAGGCCUUUUUGAGCAUCAGAGAAUCCACACAGGGGAGAGGCCCUAUGAAUGCCGUGAGUGUAGGAAAACCUUCAAUUGCAGCUCACACCUUGUUAGGCAUCAGAGAAUCCACACUGGCGAGAGGCCCUAUGAAUGCCGUGUGUGUGGGAAAAGCUUCACUAACAGCUCAGCCCUUUCCGAACAUCAGAGAAUCCACACGGGGGAGAGGCCCUAUGAAUGCCGUGAGUGCGGGAAUAACUUCACUCACAGAUCAGGCCUUUUUCACCAUCAGAGAAUCCACACAGGGGAGAGGCCCUAUCAAUGCAGUGAGUGUGGGAAUACCUUCUCUUCCCACUCAGCCCAUUUUAUCCAUCAGAGAAUCUGCAACGGGGCUCAAGACCAUAAAAACCUCUAGGGCUAUCAAUACUUUAGUUUUCCUAAUUCCCACAUAGUAACUUUUUUUUAAAGCUGUUUGAACUGUUUGCAGGACCGUUAUCCCUCAGCUUGUCCAGAUGAGUGGCCCAUUUUAGCCUUUUGCAGUUCACCCUCUUUGAGGUGGACCCAUUUGUCCUUUCUAUCAAUUCCAUUCUUCCAUUUGAGUAAUUUGAGUGUGCCCUUCCUACCAGGGAGCAUCACCUUUAUGCCAUUUCUCCUGUUGCAACAUUAGAGUCACCAGUGAUGCAGCUUGUAUCAUUGCCAGUUGUUCUCAUGUUGCUCUGGGUUGUACUGAAGAGCAGUUAUAUUGGGAACUUUUAAAUUCUAUUUAAAUGAAGAGGAGCAGGGGCAGGAAAAGAAAUGUCAUUUCACCCUCUGUGACACUGGAAGGAUAUG
This is a messenger RNA of Dermochelys coriacea (leatherback sea turtle), 2189 nucleotides long. Its product is annotated as zinc finger protein 883-like. The transcript is spliced from 4 exons. Gene Ontology annotation, molecular function: DNA-binding transcription repressor activity, RNA polymerase II-specific. The record is from RefSeq and is a predicted model, not a curated record. Gene Ontology annotation, biological process: negative regulation of transcription by RNA polymerase II. NCBI's taxonomy places the organism in Eukaryota, Metazoa, Chordata, Testudines, Dermochelyidae. Bases 49 to 1773 code for a protein of 574 amino acids.